AUGCUCGUAUUGAACCAUUUCCAGAUUUGGCUCAAGUGUGGCAAUGUUGGAGUGCGGUGGCUGAGCGAGUUGAAGGCUUGCAACAAAAGACAUCAUAUUACAUAUGGUUGUAUGCUGUUUGGAAUUACAACUGCAAGGUGGCGGUAUACGGAUUCUGUGCGUAAUGUGCCAGCUGGGGACCUCAUGUUUUGUCCCACAAAUUCUUUCUUUCAUAACUCUCGCAUUCCUUCAUGUCACGAGGCUGGCUCCUUGCUUGCAAGAAUAGGAGUUGUGAUGGGAAUUACAAAUGGGCCCUCUCUUAGUCUCUUUUUUUUUAAAUAA
Molecule: messenger RNA, 321 nt
Organism: Lathyrus sativus (Indian pea)
Lineage: Eukaryota; Viridiplantae; Streptophyta; Magnoliopsida; Fabales; Fabaceae
Source: the annotation of a GenBank genome assembly